AUGCCCGCUCCCUUGACCUACGUGGCCGGCGUCCAGAUCGGCCGCUGCGAGUCGCGCGUCUGCGUCGUGCGGCGCGAGGCGUCCGGCGAGCUGACGACGGUGCAGUUCGUCCAGAGCGACACGGGGGCGCGGUCCACGCCCUGCGUCAUCGCGCUGAGCGCGACGGGCGAGUACGUCAUCGGCGAGGCCGCGGAGACGCAGAUGGCGAAGAACGCCGACGCGACGGUGCCGUCCGUGCUCGCGACGCUGCCGCGCGCGGCCGACGGCGCGGCGCUCGCCGAGGCCGCGGCGGCGCGGUGCGCGGCCGCGGGCUGCUCCGUGGCCGUGAGCGACGUCGCCGGCGACGUGGAGAUCGUGCUCACGCCGCCGCCGAACGAGGACGAGGACGAGCCGCCGGCGAAGCCCGGCAAGCUCAGGGGCGAGGACGGCGCCGCGAAGGUCCUCGGCCGCCUCAAGUCGCUCGUCGACGACUUCCUCGGCGUCGAGGGGAACGAGGCCCUCUGCUGCGUCGUCGCCGUGCCGUCCACAAUCCUCGGCGACGCCGUCGCGAUGGCGUCCCUGAAGCGGGCGGCGAAGGCGGCCAAGCUCGAGUGCCUGUCGUGGGUGUCCGAGGGCGCGGCCGUCGCGGCCGCGGCCGCGGACAAGAUCCCCAAGCUCGACGGCGUCGACGGCGUCGCCGUGCUCGAGGUCGGCGGCCGCGGCGCGGCCUGCGCCGCCUUCCUCCGCGAGCCGUCGAGCGGCGUGCUGUCGCCCGUCGUCGCGGAGGCGGCCGACGACGCGCUAGGCGGCCACGCGAUGGCCGAGGCGCUCUACGGCCACUGCGUGACCUUCCUCAAGCGGCGCCAGAAGAUCGACGUCGCCGAGGGCGGCAAGAAGGCCCAGCGCAAGCUGCGCGUCGCCUGCGUGCGCGCCGCGAAGGUCCUGGGCACGGGCGCCGCCGAGGCGACGGUCGAGGCCGACGCGCUCGUCGACGGCGCGGACGCGCGCGUGCGCAUGACGCGCGCGCGCUUCGACGACCUCGCGGGCCCCAUCUACGCCAAGGCCGGGGCCCUGGGCGCUACGGCGGCCGCGGCCUUUGCCGCGAGCGCGACCAAGCCCGCCAAAAUCCUCCCGCUCCUCUGCGGCGGCGCGUGCCGCGCGGCGGCGAUCCACAAGGCCUUCGUCGGCGCCUUCGAGGGCUUCGAGCUCGUCGAGGACCCGGGCCUCCUCGGGUCCCAGGUCGAGGUCGACGAGCUCGCGGUCCACGGCGCGGCGACGCAGGCGGCGCUGUUGGCCUUCGGCGCGCAGCCCCUCAUCGACGAGGCCGCGACCAAGGUCGCCAAGGGCGCCAAGAAGUACGCCAGCGCCCGCGCCGACUUCUGCCUCGCGACGGCGGCGCUGCCCGUCCUCGGCGGCGGCCUCCGCGUCGCCGCGGCCAAGGCCGCCGCGCUCCCGGCGGACGCGGCCGCCGCGGCCGCGUUCGCGGCCGCCGCGAAGCCGCUCGCGCCCAAGGGCUCGCCCGUGCCGGCGACGCACGCGGCGUCCCUCGAGCUCGCGGGCGACGGCGCCGCGGCCUUCGUCGUCGCCUUCGACGGCGACGCGCCGCUCGCGGUCCUCGACUGCUCGAAGUUCGCGGGCGCUUCGAAGGUCGAGCUCGCCGCGACGCUCGACGAGAAGGCGAACCUCAAGCUCGUCGCCACCGUCGACGGCGACGAGAACCCCGUCUCCCUCGACGUCCCCGCGUCCGCCUAG
Messenger RNA from Aureococcus anophagefferens, 1731 nucleotides. RefSeq lists its product as hypothetical. The transcript has a single exon. Gene Ontology annotation, cellular component: cytoplasm. Lineage: Eukaryota; Pelagophyceae; Pelagomonadales; Pelagomonadaceae. Bases 1 to 1731 code for a protein of 576 amino acids. Gene Ontology annotation, biological process: protein refolding; cellular response to unfolded protein. Gene Ontology annotation, molecular function: ATP hydrolysis activity; heat shock protein binding; ATP binding. The record is from RefSeq and is a predicted model, not a curated record.